This is a messenger RNA of Ostrea edulis (European flat oyster), 866 nucleotides long. RefSeq lists its product as uncharacterized. Bases 10 to 861 code for a protein of 283 amino acids. The transcript is spliced from 3 exons. The record is from RefSeq and is a predicted model, not a curated record. NCBI's taxonomy places the organism in Eukaryota, Metazoa, Mollusca, Bivalvia, Ostreida, Ostreidae.
CACAUAACAAUGUCAGAUUCUUCAAAGAUCAAUUUAAUCAAGGAAUUUGGAGGUGAUUUGGAGGAGAAUUUGAUUAAAGACUUGGCUCGAGGCAAGACUGGCAAGUUUAAUGGGGACAACUUAGAUAUCAGAGUAAAUACAAAUGACAUAAGGAUGUCAAACAGAAACAAAGAUUAUCAUUUUUUUGCAUCAAAUUUUGUCAUAGACAGAGUUAUCCCUGAUGUGUCCGUUGAACAGGUGCCAGUUGAUUUGGAUGCAUCCACACCCUGUGUUGAUAAAUUUGUUCCUAAUGACAGUGAAAUUUCUAUCUAUAAAGACACUUUGAAAGUUUUGCUUGGGAGGGUAAUGGCGGAGCAUAUUUCCGGAUUCACAUGGUUUUCAAAAGUAAUUCCAGAUCACAUCCACCACAUUUAUGAAGAGGAGAUGGCCCAACCUUCAAAAGUACACUCCUUACCACUUUCCUUGAACAAUGAGUGUUCUUACGAAGGAUGUCUUCAUAUACUCCAAGAAUAUACUGAAAUGAUCAACAGAUGGUAUCGCAAAGCAGGCAGAGUUAAUGAGUUGGACAAACUGCAAGUGCCUGUUGGUGGAGACCAAUUGACAAGAGUGAGGUUUCAAGGUGCUAAAUCCUUGCGUGCAGGAUGUCAUACAUAUCAGGAACGUUUCGAACAACUUCAUCCCAUGAUUAUAGAAUUGUUCCACACAUUGCAGGAUUUUUUGGAGAAAAUGUGCAAGAAGUUUCUAAAGCUUAACGAUGGAAGAGAUGAAGGCACUUUGGCCCACAUUAAAAUUAAUAUUCAGAGAUGUAAUGUCAACGGAAAUGUGAAAAGCAGAUUCAAGGUAUAUUUACUGUUUAAUUAAGAAUA